UUGUAAACCUUUUUUUACACGCUCUGUAACUAAAUAACUAGAUCUAAUCAAAAUAAACUUUCCACUUAUUUACAUUCCUUAUUUUUAAUUUAAUGACAAGAUGACAGAAAAACUGCGCUCAUUUUUAUUUGUUGCAUGUUUUAUGUGGCAAGUCACGCAAUCUCUUCAAGAUUCCAGUUCGUGUCAAAUUCCUCUAACUAUAAGAGGAUCAUGGUUUUCAUGGGAAAAUGGCAAGAAUACUUUAACAGAAAUAAAUGCUGCAACAAUGACUGAUCGUGGCUUUUGUGUGAACAUGUUAGAAGAAUACCACGUUAAUUAUACAUUUGUAUUUCAGAAUGAUAAAUGUUAUCAUUGCGUUAAAUUAAUUGUCAGAACAGUUAAUGUACUAGAAAAACUUGAAGUAAGCUGUGUGAAUUUGCCUAAUGGCGUUGAGCCAACUGUGGAGAAUGUAUGCAAAGGAUUACGACCUGAUCAACAGUUAAUAACAUUAUUUUCAGAAAAUUAUGUCCCUGUAAAUUGUAGAUCAUCUCUUGAAGGUGUUUGGCAAUUUGCAUAUCAGAAUCGAUUUAGGUUCACAGGAGAAUGUAAUCAUCCUGAUGCUCAAAUUCGAUCAUGUCAAACUGCAGGAACACAAUUUUUAAUAACUAAUCAAAAAUUUAAUAUAACAUACAAGCAAUGUCCUGGUAUGAAAGACACUUUUAAUGGAGUGGUGGAAUAUAAUUGUUUGGGUGACUGGUUCGUAGACAAAAAUCACUUCUUUGCAGUUGCAAAUACAAAAGAAUCUCGAAAAGAUGAAAAAUAUCGGUGUUUUUUAAAGAAUCGUGAUGAUGAUCUUUACAUUGGAGUAUCUAUUACUGCCGAAUGUAACACAUUAAAGACUGUUGAAAAAAGUCCAGAAAGAUUAAGAAUAACACCUGUUAAAGCAGAAGUUGUAGAGCCAGGAUGUAGAUUACCAGAGGAUAUGAGCGGAGAGUGGAUAAACACUGCUAACAUUGAGGCCGACAUUUUUAUUAAUGAAACACAUAUAAUUGAAACUUCAUUUCCGGAUGAAGGUCGUUACAGGCGUACAAUUUACGUUUGCCGCGAAACGAGAGAUACACGAGUUAUGAUGGCGAGAUUGACCGUUGAUGGAUGUCAAAAGGAUUAUGUUUGUUUUGAUUUUGUACGACGACAUCACAAUAUUAUUAGAUAUCGACGAGGUCUUGCAGUUAUUAAAGAUAACUUUCAUACAGUUUGCUCUUGGGUACAGUUUCCUAACAAGGAAGCUUGGAAAUACGAUUUAUUUUUAGCCCGGAAUCCAGUACCAGUUCGUUGUCCCGUGGCUGGAAAAUAUAUGUUCCAUCAAAAAGGAGACGUUUUAUUUGAAACUAGAAUCCUAGGAGGUGUUACUUUAUCUCCUCGCCCGAAUAUCUAUUGCAAGCAAAAUAUUUCAGAUUUCUCUGUAUGUGAUACUGAUCAAAAGGAGAUAGCUAUUGAUGAAACUUAUUGUUUGUCAGUAGAUCAUUUAGGCAGACCUGUAGACAUUUACAGUUUACCGGAUUACAAAAUGAAAUGUAUUGGAUACUGGAAAGAAAAUCUAAAAUCAUAUUUAAUAACGUAUGAUGAGCUAGAUCCUUUCAGCAAAUAUCGUUGUUGGGUGUAUCAAAGAGCAGACUUAAAUAAAGUCCUUAUGUCUGAAGCUAUUGGACCAUUUUGUGAUCUUAAACAAGAUGUUACAAGUAGCAAUUUUACCGAAGGUGCAGCGGUUGCAUUAGAGUUACAGGAGUAUGAAAGAGAACGUGAUCGAUGUCCAAUGCAUUUUGAUGAUGGAACUAAUCCUUGGAUAGAAACUGAAAAUUAUAUCCAAGUAUUUCACUAUGGAAGUGGAGGUACAAAAGUAUUCUCAUGUCCAUCCUUAUUGUUAAUAAUGAACAUAGUAUUUAUACGUUCCAUUGUUGCAUAGUAUAUUAAUGUCUUUUUAUAUUAUGGCAGAUUGUUACAUUUAGAGAGAUUAAUAUUUCGAUUUUAGCUAAUGACAUUUUAUACUUCUAAUCUUAAUAUCAAAUCCGUCCAUUUUAUUGCAUUUAGGAGUGUUAGUAUUUUUAUUUUAGCUAUUGCCAUUUUAUACUUCUAAUAUUAAAAUC
This is a messenger RNA of Megachile rotundata (alfalfa leafcutting bee), 2123 nucleotides long. RefSeq names its product protein undicht (gene udt). Gene Ontology annotation, biological process: wound healing. The record is from RefSeq and is a predicted model, not a curated record. NCBI's taxonomy places the organism in Eukaryota, Metazoa, Arthropoda, Insecta, Hymenoptera, Megachilidae.